GACACAUCGCUUUCUUUGUCUUUGUGUUCGCAUGUGAACAUCCCUCGAAGAACGCAAGUCCUCACAGCCAUAAACCAGAGAGGCAUUCGGCCAUUUGCCAGCCCUCUGAGUCUCUAGGCUCCACUUUUACCAUUUUUAAUCCCCUGCUCUCUUUCCAGAGCUCCCAGUUUUUUGUGCACCUCACUAUGACACGGUUGUACUGUUUAUGAACCAUUUCUGUACGCAAUUGGGGUUUCAGUGUUUUGGGCCAAUUUUCUGUGAUUAUCCAAAUCCAGGCAAGUUAGUGUUAGUGGGUUUUUAAAGUAAGAAGCUUUUGUAAUCAUGGUUGAUGAUUUAAAGAGUGAUUUUCAGAAAAGGAGAAGCCUUUUAGUGAUGUUUUAGCAGCUGGGUAUGUGGGCAUCGUUGUUUGCCGGUAAAGUAGUAUGCAAGGUAAAGAGAACUGGUAAAGCAUAGAUAUUUCUUUCAUCUUUUGGGUCCUUGAGAAAGUUCAUGAUCUUGGUUAUUGGACUUGUCCUCUGGUCAUAGAAGAUUGGAACUGUUGAGAAGUUCCCAGCAAAUUAAGCUUUCCUUUUGCUUUCUUGGGUUUCUAUUGAAGUGGAUGAAAACUUUUGAGUGAAACAUUUGAGCUUGAUUUUGCAGUUUUUGAUGUAAUAUCAGUAGUUUUCUGAUGAGAUUUGAUGACAAAGAUGAAAUCUUUGAGUAGCGUAGGACUUGGUUUGAGUGUAGUUUUUGGUUGUCUUUUCUUGGCUCUCAUUGCUGAGCUUUACUAUUUGUUGUGGUGGAAGAAGAGGUUCACCAACAGAGAGAUUGAAAAUGACUACAGCAGCCCCCAAAAGGAGCUGUUCUACACGUUCUGCUGGAGAAGGAACUCUUCUUUGUGCCACACAGCUCGAGGCCCCAGAGAACUCUGUGCUUCAUUGAGAAUGACAGAAACCCUUGUCCAUGAUCCAAAUUCUCAGCUUCAUAUGCACACAAGCAACAAUUUGCUGCUCAAACAAUUGGAAGAGGAUGAGCUGGACGCAGAGCUUAUGAGGCUGCAAAACGCUGCAGGCCCUCCAAGACAUCUCUUCACAAUUGUGGAAGAAACAAAGGAGGACUUGGAAUCUGAAGAUGGCAAGUCUAGAGGUGAUAGGAGCCAAAAGGGGUCAAGAAGUAAGAGUUUGAGUGAUUUGCUUGUCACUGUAGAGACACCAUAUUUGACUCCUUUGGGUUCUCCAACUCUUUUCACACCUCCUCUCACUCCUGCGGUGGAUUCUCACAACCAGCAUGGAUUCAGCCCUCUGUUUGAAUCAAAAACUGAUGCAGAAUUCAACAGGUUGAGGUCAUCUCCACCUCCCAAGUUCAAGUUCUUGCAGGUAGCUGAGGAGAAACUUAGAAUAAAACUAAAGGAAGAGGCUGAAAAGGGUGUUCAUAAGAUUGAUGGUCAAGUUCAAGAGAAAGGAAAUAAAGCUCCUCCCAUUUCAAGGUUCCUUAAAGAUGAGGAAGAUGGUUCUUUUAUCACAAUAAUUGUUGACAAAAACAAAGAAAGGGAGCUUAAUCAUCACCAUCUCCAGCUACCACAAUACCAUUCAAGCACUUCUCAGGUUCUUCCCCUUGCUUCUUCACCUUCAGCAUUCAGAUCACCAAUUAACAAGAAGCCCACUUUACAAUAGAGAACAAUUUGAUCUCUCUCUUUUUUUUUCUUCUCUUUUUUCUUUUUGGAUUUUAUUAAUUUUUGGUGUGUCGGGUUUAUCUUGUUUUUUAGGCUGUUAUAGAGGGUUUAGUAAUAGGUUAAUAUGAAAAAUCCCUUGUGCAAUGUAUCUUGAAUUUUAAUGGCGGGGACACAUUUUCUGCAACCUGAUGGUGGGAGAGAUGGGUCUGGUGCAAGUGGGGGACCUGUGGCUGUGAAGUUAUUUGUUUUAUUCAGUCUCAAAUGUCCCCUGAGUUGUCUGAUACCUGUAAUCUUCUUGUGAGUGAUGAUGCUACAACAACUGAUGUUCUUGU
Prunus mume (Japanese apricot) is the source of this 1983-nucleotide messenger RNA. RefSeq lists its product as uncharacterized. The record is from RefSeq and is a predicted model, not a curated record. NCBI's taxonomy places the organism in Eukaryota, Viridiplantae, Streptophyta, Magnoliopsida, Rosales, Rosaceae.